Aspergillus piperis CBS 112811 is the source of this 751-nucleotide messenger RNA. RefSeq names its product putative intracellular protein transport protein (UsoA). Gene Ontology annotation, biological process: transcytosis; endoplasmic reticulum to Golgi vesicle-mediated transport; intracellular protein transport. Lineage: Eukaryota; Fungi; Ascomycota; Eurotiomycetes; Eurotiales; Aspergillaceae. Gene Ontology annotation, cellular component: Golgi stack; endoplasmic reticulum; ER to Golgi transport vesicle membrane. The record is from RefSeq and is a predicted model, not a curated record. The transcript has a single exon. The coding region runs from base 34 to 540 and encodes 168 amino acids.
CCCCCUUCGCCCCCCUCAGCGCGGAAGCGCGGUAUGCAACUGUUGCUAAUUACGACUGUGCAUCGAAUAGAAGCUUUGAUCCUCCUGAUCGCUCUCACACCGGCCUCCGAAGAGUUCCAAAAGCUCGUCGCAUUCGAAAACGCGUUUGACCUUAUCUUCUCCUUGAUAGAAGCUGAAGGUGCUUUGACUCACGGAUCGGAAGUGGUUGAAGACUGCCUUUCCUUACUCGCGAACCUUCUGAGGCUCAACAUCUCCAACCAGUCAUAUUUUCGGGAGACGGGCUGUGUCAAGAGGCUAGCAAAGCUCCUCGCGGAUGUCAAUCAGGAUCAGGACUCGGAAGAGCCCACCCCACAAUGGGCUCUCGCGCAUCGGGAUAAGAACCUCUGGGGACUUUUGGUUAUCGUCCAGCUGUUUUUAAUCAAAGGAGGGGUCAACACUCCUGCCAACCAGACGGCGUUCUGGAACAAUGGUGUCAUGGAACAAGUCCUGAACACUGCUUUCGGUCAAAGAUUCAAUGUCAAUGUGACGUCCAAGGUAUGAGACACUGGUCACCUAUAAAGUUGACGCUAAUUGUGCUAGGCUCUUGCGACAUGCGCCGACUUAAUACGUAGCAAUAAGCCCUUGCAGGAGCGUUUUGGAGACGUUGAGGUCAUUUGGGGCUCGAGUCCUACUCCGAAUGCCGUCAAUGGGGAUUUGACACAUCAAGAACUCCAGCGGAUCAAUGUUAUCGAAGCGUUGCUGAAAUUGACUC